CCACCAAAACUAACCAUAACCCCCUCCGACAUAACCUUCCUCUCAACACUCCAAGAAUCCAAAAACUCCGUAGUAUUCAAAGUCCUCUACCAAGAAAACCCCUGCGUUCUAAAAGUAUACCACGACCGCGGCCCCUCAGAGCAUGACCCCCCAAACCGCGAAGUCAACCUCUUCAUCGCCGAAUCAACAGCCUACCAGCGCCUACAGUCAAAAGGCUUCUGCAGUAGGGGCAUCAUUCCCGACUUCUACGGGACUAUCAGGGACAUUCAGCCAACACUCUGGCCAAAUCUCAACAUGUUCCUUGAUGAUAAAUUACCACCCAACGCAAUUCUCAUCGAAUAUAUCCCCAAUAUGCAGAUGAUAGGUCUAGAAAACUAUUCGGAACAAUGCAUGACCAAGUUCCGUCAGAUCCUUGAUGACAUCCACGAGGCGAAUGUCCUGCAUGGUGAUCCGAUGCCGAGAAAUAUGAUGGUUUCGGUAUGGGGAGGUGAGGAGAGGGUGCUCUGGGUGGAUUUUGAUUCUGCACAGACGUUUCCUGAGGAUGGGAGUCAUUCGAGGCAGAAGGAUUGGGUGGAGAUGGAAGAUGAAUUGGUGGAUUAUUUUAUUGUGGCUUUGGGUGAGGAUUAUAGGGAUGGGAAGCUGAGUCGGACGGUAUCUUAUUAUGAUGAUUAUUUUCCAUUAUGA
Molecule: messenger RNA, 684 nt
Organism: Aspergillus costaricaensis CBS 115574
Lineage: Eukaryota; Fungi; Ascomycota; Eurotiomycetes; Eurotiales; Aspergillaceae
Exons: 3
Source: RefSeq, a predicted model, not a curated record